AUGGCUACCGACGACGAUAACUUCGACAUUGACAUCUACGGCGACGGCACUUACAAUGCCAAUGAGCCCGGAGAUUUCAAGCAGGAUUCCGAGCUUGUUCUGGAUGCUCCCGAGAACCAGCCCGAGUCCGGCGCCGGAUCAUCCAACGCCGUCAAGCAGGAGACCCCUGCUCCCGCUCAGACCCAGCAGGGAAUCAAGCGCAAGGAAUACGAUGAUCAAUCCGUGGAUCCCGAUGCUACCACUGCGUUGCUGAUUUCUGAAUUGACCUGGUGGACAACUGAGGACGAAGUCCGAAGCUGGUCGAAUCAGGUCGGAGUUGAGGGCCAGCUGAAGGAUGUGACCUUCAGCGAGCACAAGGUGAACGGCAAGAGCAAGGGUCAAGCAUUUGUUGAGUUCACUACGGCUCAGGCGGCUACUGCAACUAAGCACAACAUUGAGAGACAAAAUACCCCCAAGCGCAAGUACACCGUUCACUACACCAGCCCUCACCAGAAUCCCUUCAAGACCCUCCCCAAGGAUACCCCGAUGCGCAAUGCCGGCGGUCGCGGCGGUGGUGCUGUCCACAACCCUAAUGGCAACCCCAACUACGGCAUGAACAACCACACUGGCGGAUUCCGCGGCGGCCGAGGCGGCUUCGGCAACCGCGGCAUGGGCGGUAACAUGAACAACAACUUCAAUAACCGCAACAACUUCAAUCCCAUGGGUGGAUUCCAAGGUGCCGCGCCCAACCCCAUGAUGGGUGGCUUCCAGGGCGCCCCGAUGGGCGGCAUGCAGAACUACGGAUUUAACAAUCGCGGCAACAUGAUGGGUGGCAUGCGCGGCGGUGCUGGUAUGCGUGGCGGUCGUGGUGGAAACAUGGGCGGUGCUCCGAUGAUGGGUAUGCCUGGUAUGGCUCCCCCCAUGGGUGGCAUGGGCAUGAACCCGAUGGCUGGUAUGAACCCCAUGAUGGGCGGCGGCAUGCCUGGUGGCAUGGGAGGCAACAUGCCAAUGCAAGGACAACAAGGUUUCCAGGGCCCCAACCCCGGAUUCAAUCAGGGCUACUACAACCCUAACCCCAACAACCAGGCUGGUGGCGCCGACGCAGGUUCUUGGAAUCCCCACGGCGCGAAGCGUAGCCGCCAAGACUAA
Messenger RNA from Penicillium psychrosexuale, 1128 nucleotides. RefSeq lists its product as uncharacterized. The record is from RefSeq and is a predicted model, not a curated record. NCBI's taxonomy places the organism in Eukaryota, Fungi, Ascomycota, Eurotiomycetes, Eurotiales, Aspergillaceae. The coding region runs from base 1 to 1128 and encodes 375 amino acids. Gene Ontology annotation, biological process: mRNA alternative polyadenylation. The transcript is spliced from 4 exons. Gene Ontology annotation, molecular function: mRNA binding. Gene Ontology annotation, cellular component: mRNA cleavage and polyadenylation specificity factor complex.